Molecule: messenger RNA, 624 nt
Organism: Phoenix dactylifera (date palm)
Lineage: Eukaryota; Viridiplantae; Streptophyta; Magnoliopsida; Arecales; Arecaceae
Product: NDR1/HIN1-like protein 1
Biological process (GO): defense response to other organism
Cellular component (GO): plasmodesma; plasma membrane
Source: RefSeq, a predicted model, not a curated record
AUGACCGACGAGAAGAAGGGAGUCAUCCAUCGCUACUCCCCCGCCGUCCACCCCUUCCGCCUUCUCUGCACCAUCCUCGUCACCAUCUUCCUCCUCGCCGGCGUCAUCGUCCUCAUUGUCUACCUCGUCUACUGCCCCUCAAAACCCCACUUCACCGUCACCGGCGCCACUGUUUUCGAGCUCUCCAACUCCUCCACCCAGCCCAACGUUCUCUCCACCAGCAUGCACUUCACACUGGUCAGCCGCAACUCCAACGAACGCUCCUCCAUCCUCUACGACCACCUCUCCGCCUACGUUUCCUACCGCAACCAGCCCAUCACUCCGCCUGCCGACCUCCCCCCGCUGCUCCAGAACCGCGCCAGCUCCAUCGCCAUUUCGCCGGUGCUUGGUGGGGACUUCGUGCCCGACUCGGGGGACGUUGCCUCCGGCCUGCUUACCGACCAGGCCUACGGCGUCGUCAACCUGUGUUUCGUGCUGAUGGGAAGGCUCAGGUACAAGUCGGGGCCGUUCAGGAGUGGCUGGUACAAUAUGUACGUGCAGUGCGACAUGCUAAUCGGAAUUCGGAACGGGGCCACCGGUCCGGUGCCGCUGAUCAACGAGCCCGUGUGCAAUGUCGAUACUUAG